AACCAGGACUACCAGACCAAUGACAAUGACCAGGCCGUGGUGGAGAUCUGCAUCACUCGCAUCACCACUGCCAUCAGGGAGACAGCAUCCAUAGACAAGCAUGGGAAAGCCCUGGUGGCUCUCUGGGAAUCCUGUCUAGAACACAACCUGAAGCCUUCUGGAAAAGAUGAGGACACACCUCAUGCAAAAAUUGCCUCUGAUAUCAUGAGCUGUAUCUUGCAG
Molecule: messenger RNA, 222 nt
Organism: Chaetura pelagica (chimney swift)
Lineage: Eukaryota; Metazoa; Chordata; Aves; Apodiformes; Apodidae
Product: ventricular zone-expressed PH domain-containing protein homolog 1-like
Exons: 1
Biological process (GO): regulation of signal transduction
Cellular component (GO): plasma membrane
Molecular function (GO): phosphatidylinositol-5-phosphate binding
Source: RefSeq, a predicted model, not a curated record